UUCUCCCUCGCUUACCUUUCUUUGCACCUGUCCACUGCAGGCUCCCAAGGAAUCUAAUUCUCCUCUCCUCUCUUUCCUCCUCCUACCAGUGCCCUCCUUCUUUCUCUCUCUCUCUCUCUCUCUCUCUCCCCGCCUUCCCUCCCUCCUCCCUUCCUCUUCUUCUAAAUACCUGCCAAGUUGGGCUCCUUUUAGCGGCGAUCUAUCACUGCAAAGCUCACAUCAAAGGCGGUUGCACGGCUGCAGCUGAACAGCAUCACCGCUGUCCCAAAGACAACCCCAAAGAGGGGCCUCGACUGCACCUCCUCGAAGUUGCUGGCUGGCUUUGGCCAAGUGCAGGAAUGGUUUUUGCGAGGGCAUGGAUGGAGAAGUGCCAAGGGCCCCUUUUGGUCACUUCCGAAGAGCAAAAACGUGUUGAGAGGAGACCGGUUUAAGAUUUCAAACAGAACCUCCCCAGCGCGCAUGAAAGGACUUGAUUAGCAUAUGUCAAGAGGACCCGCUUAUAUACUCGGUGUGUAUGUACACAGGACUCUGAUCUGAUCAGUUUGCGGAGUUGGAGCCCCAGCCCCCAGCCCUAGUCCUAGUAUUGGCAGCGGCAGCUAUAGAUAUUUCUGCAGAGCCAGCAGCCGGCUCCCACCUACCCAAGGAGAGAAGAUCGCUCCAAGACAGUGAGAGCUUCCCUGCCAUUUCAGUGCAAAGUCCCUCCGGAGCGACCUCAGAGGAGUAACCGGGCCUUAACUUUUUGCGCUCGUUUUGCUAUAAUUUUUCUCUAUCCACCUCCAUCCCACACCCGCAACACUCUUUACUGGGGGGUCUUUUGUGUUCCGGAUCUCCCCCUUCAUGGCUCCCUUAGCCGAAGUCGGGGGCUUUCUGGGCGGCCUGGAGGGCUUGGGCCAGCAGGUGGGCUCGCAUUUCCUGUUGCCUCCUGCCGGGGAGCGGCCGCCCCUGCUGGGCGAGCGCAGGGGCGCGGCGGAGCGGAGCGCCCGCGGCGGGCCGGGGGCUGCGGAGCUGGCGCACCUGCACGGCAUCCUGCGCCGCCGGCAGCUCUAUUGCCGCACCGGCUUCCACCUGCAGAUCCUGCCCGACGGCAGCGUGCAGGGCACCCGGCAGGACCACAGCCUCUUCGGUAUCUUGGAAUUCAUCAGUGUGGCAGUGGGACUGGUCAGUAUUAGAGGUGUGGACAGUGGUCUCUAUCUUGGAAUGAAUGACAAAGGAGAACUCUAUGGAUCAGAGAAACUUACUUCUGAAUGCAUCUUUAGGGAGCAAUUUGAAGAGAACUGGUAUAACACCUAUUCUUCUAAUAUAUAUAAACAUGGAGACACUGGCCGCAGGUAUUUUGUGGCACUUAACAAAGACGGGACUCCAAGAGAUGGCGCCAGGUCCAAAAGACAUCAGAAGUUUACACAUUUCUUACCUAGACCAGUGGAUCCAGAAAGAGUUCCAGAAUUGUACAAGGACCUACUGAUGUACACUUGAAGUGUGAUCGUGACAUUAUGGAGGAGUCAAACCACAACCAUUCUUUCUUAUCAUAGUUCCCAUCAUAAAAUAAUGACCCAGGAAGACAUUCAGAAUGUUAAAGUCUAUUUUCUACUGGGAGACUGGAUUUGGAAAGAA
Messenger RNA from Chlorocebus sabaeus (green monkey), 1611 nucleotides. RefSeq names its product fibroblast growth factor 20 (gene FGF20). Lineage: Eukaryota; Metazoa; Chordata; Mammalia; Primates; Cercopithecidae. Gene Ontology annotation, molecular function: growth factor activity. The record is from RefSeq and is a predicted model, not a curated record.